ACACCGUAGAGACAAGCACUUGCUGUUCACAUUUAGUGGACUUGUUAUUCUCUCCGGGUUUGUUGAUGAAACAGGCGUGGGGGGGGGGGGUGGAAAGGCAAAGACACAAGUGUCAGUAGUCAAUAUGAAUUUUUUUUUUCUUCUCCUUCAAAAGCUAGACAUCGCGCGCAAACCCCACUCUUCUCUUUUUUUACCUUUCUCCUUUUUCCUUUUUUCUUCUUUUGGCCCCGUUCCUCGCAUUGCAUUUCAAUGUUUUUGUUCCCUAAGUCUUCCGCAAUACACAAGAGCAUCCAUCCCAUUGAUCCAUCCAUCCGCAACCGAGAGACCAUCUCCACAGUCUUGAACUUCAAUCUGCCCUGUCUCUAAUGGUUUCAGAGAUUGGUAAGGCAGGUAAGUCGUAAAGGCAUGACUCAAUAGUACA
Messenger RNA from Aspergillus versicolor CBS 583.65, 421 nucleotides. RefSeq lists its product as uncharacterized. Lineage: Eukaryota; Fungi; Ascomycota; Eurotiomycetes; Eurotiales; Aspergillaceae. The transcript has a single exon. The record is from RefSeq and is a predicted model, not a curated record. The coding region runs from base 125 to 343 and encodes 72 amino acids.